ACACAUAAACCACAUUAAAUAUACAAUACAGUGCAUUAUAGAUGUACGACAGAUAGCAGUGAGGCACCACCUGUCUGCUUCCCCUCCUCCCUUCUCUCUAGGACCCAGCCUCCUGCUCCUCCUGCUCCCCCUUCUCUCUAGGACCCAGCCUCCUACUACCCCUUCUCUCUAGGACCCAGCCUCCUGUUCCCCUCCUCCCUGCUCUCUAGGACCCAGCCUCUUGCUUCCCCUCCUCCCCUCUCUUUACGACCCGCCUCCUGCCCCUGCUCCCCUCUACAAGACUUCAAGAGUCAUUUCUGGGAAAUCAUGCUGUUUCACAGUGAAACAAGCUGCUUAUGAAAGGGAUUCCCACCCCAUGCAGCAGAACUUGCUUGUUAGAAGGACAGGUGGAGACUUCCAAGCAUUUCUUCAAAUGAUUCCUGCUUAAAAAGGUUGUUGACUCUCAUGUCUUUCAGGGGGCACAGCACUUGGUAGAGAUCAUGGCUUCUACAGGACAUGUGAAAAACCCAGAACAUAAGAUUGAGGCUGCAGAGGGCAUGCUGGGAAAUCCUGUGAGCAGUGACACAACUAGCAGUGUGAAGACUCUUCCAACAAGUCCACCUGGCAAACCUUCAGCUCGUGAUGAUGCUGUAACAGAAAAGAUUAAGGCUGCGUGUGUCUCCCGCACGCUGGAGAAUCCUAGUAUUUACCAGCUUAAAUUAAAAAAAGAGAUAGCUAGACAUUUCAACAAAUCUGUCUUUGGAACAAAGCCACUAAAUGUGAUAAACAGAACCAUCAUGGUCCUCGGAGCGACUGGAUCAGGGAAAACCACCCUCAUCAAUGCAAUGAUCAACUACAUCCUGGGUGUGGAAUGGGAAGAUGACUUCAGAUUCAAGCUGAUACAUGAAGAAACCAACAGAUCACAAGCUGAGAGUCAGACAUCUGAAAUCACUGCCUAUCAGAUCUAUCAUAAUGAAGGAUUCCAGGUUCCAUACUCCCUCACCAUUAUAGACACACCUGGGUUUGGAGACAUCAAAGGCAUCCAACAAGACAAACUGAUCACUGAAAAGAUCAGGGAGUUUUUUUCUUCCCCGGGUGGCGUUGACAGUAUUGAUGCGGUGUGCUUUGUAGUCCAGGCUGCUUUAGCACGUCUCACACCUACACAGAAAUAUAUCUUUGAUUCAAUUCUCUCCAUUUUUGGGAAAGACAUUAAAAACAAUAUACAAUUACUUGUCACUUUCGCUGAUGGAAAGGCACCUGCUGUUUUGGAAGCCAUCAAAGCUGCUGGUGUGCCUUGUCGUAAGAGUGACAAAGGUGUUCCUGUGCAUUUCAAAUUCAAUAACUCAGCCCUGUUUGAGCCUAAUGGAGGAGACAGUGAAGAUGAUUUUGAAAAACUGUUCUGGAGAAUGGGUUCAACCAGUAUGAGAAACUUCUUCAACAAUUUAAAUACAAUGGAGACAAGAAGUUUGCAGCUGACAAAGGAAGUUCUUGCUGAGAGAAAACAGCUGGAGGUUACUGUGGAAGGAUUGCAACAAAUUAUCAAAGUUGGUUUGAGUAAACUGGAUGAAAUAAGAGAAACACAGAAUGCACUGGAACAUCACAAGGACUGCAUAGAGGCAAAUAAAGACUUUGAGUAUGAAGUGGAGAUUACAGUGCAGGGAGAGAUAGACAUCAGUGAAAGUGGAACGUUUACAACCAACUGCCCAAUAUGUCACUUCACAUGUCAUCAUCCAUGUACAACUAAUACAUUCAAGUACUGGUGUAAGGCAAUUGAUAUGUUGGGCUCCUGUAGAGUCUGCCCUGGCAAAUGUGCCUCCAGUGAUCAUUUAUUACAACAAACAUUCAAAUGGGGGCCUGUAAUCAAAAAAGAAAAGAGAACAUAUGAGAACCUGAAAAAGCAAUAUGAGGAAGCAGAGGGGAAAAAGAUGAGUGCAGAGGAAAUAAUGAAAACCCUUGAGCAGGAAUUCAGUGCUGUUAAAUACAAGGUUCUGGAUCUAAUUGAACAAUUAUCAAAGAGUCGUUCCCGACUUGAAGAGAUUGCCCUACGUCCAAAUCCACUCACAACUCCAGAUUACAUUGACCUGCUGAUCCAGUCUGAGGAACGAGAAGGCAGUCCUGGGUUUAAAGAACGCAUCCAGUCAUUACAACAAGUCAGGGAGGGGGCAGUGAUACUGCAGAAGGCUGCCAGGGGGGAUGAUCUGCUUCCAGAGGAAAAGAAAGAAUUGAAACAAAGUAAACUGGAAGUAGUUAAAGGGCUCUUUACAGACAUCACAGGCUGGUUUUCAAAGGGCAAAAAAAAGUAACAUAGCCUAGGUAAUUGAAAUCUGGUUUUCUUAUAAAAUACCAGAUUUGUAUGUGACCUAAUAAAUCCACACUGUACCCUGUGGAAAUUCAACUGAUUUAUUAAAAAUAUUAAUUUCUUGAACUCCUUGAAUAAAUAAGCUUUUUAGAGCAGUCAGUAAAACAAUGCAAGUGCUUUGUAUUGAGAUUGUGAUAUGGAUACAUUACUUUGACUUUCUUGUUAUUCAUCAUAUUGUGUAUCAUUCAUACCUCUGAGAACAUUUAUUAUAGACAACAAAAUAAUGAAUGGUUGUGUAGAGAGUAAAGAUGAGUAAAAGCAGGUGCAAUAUCAGUGAUGCAACCAGAACAGCCUGUUCAGAAUAUAGAUCGUUUCUGAUGCCAUCCUUCCUUCAGAACUGCACCACCCAAAGAGACUGAUUAGAGUAUUUUAGGACAGUAAUCAGUCAUUUGCUUUUAUUGUAAAUCCUUAUUAUUAGGCUAAUAGUUAUAACUGUGUUAGUGCUUUGCAACAGUGAAAGAGACCGUGAUUGCACUCUCUCACUGGUGAAAUAUGGCUUCCAUUUUAACAUGUUUAAUACAAGUAGCUGAUUUGAUUUCUUUUUUAAUUAAAUAAAUGUAUCACUGUCAUUUAAACUGUCUUUGUUAAUCAGUUUUAAAUAAAUACAUUUGUGAGUUAUUCA
Messenger RNA from Polyodon spathula (Mississippi paddlefish), 2960 nucleotides. RefSeq lists its product as uncharacterized. The transcript has 2 exons. Bases 480 to 2282 code for a protein of 600 amino acids. Gene Ontology annotation, molecular function: GTP binding. Lineage: Eukaryota; Metazoa; Chordata; Actinopteri; Acipenseriformes; Polyodontidae. The record is from RefSeq and is a predicted model, not a curated record.